UUAGUAUGUUAGCUAAAGGCUAAAGCUUUGAUGUUUAGGGCUUUUGGUUGGGAGCUGGGAUGGCGCUCAAGGGCGUGCAAAUGCGCGAAUGCGGGCUCUCCACGGGCUCGUCGUCACUGGCAGUGAAAGCGUUCCAAUUGUCAAUCGCUGCGGCGCAAAAUCCUCUUGCGAUUGAGUACUGGGACUAUCUGGAGCACAUUGAGGCUCCGCAAUGGGUAGAUUUGUCCGUGGAAGCGUCGCUAGAAGGCACGGAGGGGGAUGAUCCAUGGUUUUACCAACAUCAUCCGCAUCAUGAGACACCUCUGGAAGAACUUGUGUUUGCUCCUUGCUCGGACUUUAAGCAGGAGGUGGCCAACGAAGAGCUUAACUUCACGUCUAAAGAGGUGACAAGCUCCUCGGAGCAAAGUCUAUCUCUGGAGUCUUCUCAGGAAAGGAGUGAGCUCAAGAACCAUGAGAAUGGUCGACUAUUGCCUAGCAAACCAAAGCGAAUUCAACUGCGGCCGGCUUGCGAGAUAAGAAAAGAAGAUGGCAAGGAUGGUAAGCAGGAAAGGAGUGAGAACAGUAUUGGUUCUAGUCCGAGCGAGAGUUUCUCGGCAAAGUUGCUGGCAACUUUGAUGGCCAGGCUACGAACCAACGAAGAGGUCCAAACUGCUUCGGACAGCAACCCACUGGACGAUUCUCUUUCGAGCUCGAAGCAAAUGAAGAGAGGCGAUGACACAGAUGCUCCUUGCGAUAUACACGUCCGAACGCAGCGAGUCAGAGCAAGUAUUGCUUGUGUGACUCUUUCCGGGACAAGCAAUCACGAAGGUAGCACCAAGCCAAGCAGGAAUGCGACUGGAAGCCCGCUCAGGAACAAAGAGAACUCUAGCACACCGACACGGGGAAAAUCAGCACUUGGCCAGCUGAAAAAGCCGAAGCUUAUGAACGUGAGGAAGAGCCUGGCAACAUUUGAGUUUGGCAAGAACUCCAAUGGAACUUUUAGCAUCGGACGCAGCGAUGGAGUGAUGGUGCAAAGGCGGAGGCUUUCAUGCAAAUCUCCACGCCUAAAGACUCCAAAGUCUUUGCGAGCUUCGACCGAGAGGAAAAGCACUAAAAUGGCUAGAGUAUCUCCCGACACUAAAGGACCACCAGCGAAGGCAAGAGCUUAUGGAGUUGCAGGUGACGAGCUAGCCGCUCUAAUUGCAAAGCACAACAGCAAGUUCCUUCUCAAGCCCAAGUAUGAACCAAGGCUCCAUUCAACUCGAGACAUAAGAGAGUGGGAGAGAAGAACCGGGCAGCUAUAUUAUAGCCUCCAACCGAUUGAGCGAGUGAAAGUGAAUCAGGAUAUCUCAGAAUUUAAGAGGUCCAAGAUUUUGUGACCCAAGUUUCAUUCUUAAUUGCUUUUCUUGUAUACUUAUCUUGUAAAUGGAAAGAGAGUCUGAACUAUUA
This is a messenger RNA of Selaginella moellendorffii, 1428 nucleotides long. RefSeq lists its product as uncharacterized. The transcript is spliced from 8 exons. Bases 60 to 1358 code for a protein of 432 amino acids. The record is from RefSeq and is a predicted model, not a curated record. NCBI's taxonomy places the organism in Eukaryota, Viridiplantae, Streptophyta, Lycopodiopsida, Selaginellales, Selaginellaceae.